AUGACCACAAGUGAGCCUCAGCCGUCGGAACCCUUCAGGGUCGAUGAGCCUGACUACCACAACCCAUUCAUGUCUGCUCAGGCGGACUUCACUGAACAGACAAACCCAAGCCAGGCUUUCUACCCCAGCCAGCUACCCAUGGAAAUGUCUCUGCAGCUUUCCUACUUUCAACAAUACCAACAACCGCAUGACCUCAUGCCGCCGAUGCCAAUGGACUAUGGAGAGAGGCCUAGUUACGGCGAAAGCAGCAGCUACGGUGAUAGAAGCAGCUUCGAGAGGUCCACCUAUGAGAGAAAUGUCAAUCGCCCUGCUGAAAGACAGAGCCUUGUUGAUGACUCGGGCACUUCACAGAAACGGUCUAGUUCUGAUGACAUGCUUGUGCACAAUGCGGCGGGCAGUCUACGACACUUUGCCCAACCAGUGCCCGCUAGUCAACCUUCUCAUCUCUCCUCUAGAGAGUCUGACGAUCUGCUGGAUAGCUCUUUUGCUGAAUCACCUGUUGGACUCCCCGUUGGCGAAUCGGGCUUCGUACCUGCGCCCCUCUCGGAGUCCAACAUGAUGGGGCUGCUGUCAUAUCCGGACAUGACCACCAUGGUCAACUCGGAUCGCAAUCUCUCCGUGCCCUUGGUGGAAACCACUUUCGUGGACCCCACGAAGUGUAGCAUUUGCGGAAAGAAAAUCUCCAGAGACAUGAUCAGACACAUGUGGACCCACCAGACGGAGAAAAGGUUCAAGUGUGUCUUUCCAAAAGGCAGUUGCCAGCAUAAAUCGGGCCUGUUCAAUAGAAGGUACGAUUUCAAAAAACAUCUCCUCAACAAACAUUUCCAAUACGACGACGUGUCUGCCAAAAGAGAGCAUAACCUUCGAGAGAAACUUACCCAGUGGGAGCCAGAAAUGUCCUUUACUCAGGCAGAACAGUAG
Messenger RNA from Candidozyma duobushaemuli, 921 nucleotides. RefSeq lists its product as uncharacterized. Lineage: Eukaryota; Fungi; Ascomycota; Pichiomycetes; Serinales; Metschnikowiaceae. Bases 1 to 921 code for a protein of 306 amino acids. The transcript has 3 exons. The record is from RefSeq and is a predicted model, not a curated record.